Drosophila willistoni is the source of this 2700-nucleotide messenger RNA. RefSeq names its product protein kintoun (gene Nop17l). Gene Ontology annotation, cellular component: cytoplasm. Gene Ontology annotation, biological process: axonemal dynein complex assembly. The record is from RefSeq and is a predicted model, not a curated record. Lineage: Eukaryota; Metazoa; Arthropoda; Insecta; Diptera; Drosophilidae. Bases 110 to 2596 code for a protein of 828 amino acids. The transcript has 3 exons.
ACAAAAAAGAAACAAAUAAACAGAAAGAAAGAAAAAUUGUGCUAAAAGUGUGAAUUGGUUUCAAUUGUGAAAAUCCAAGAGAAAAGAAAAGUUUCAGAAUCGAAAAGCUAUGUCCGGUUCUACGGCAUCAGCGCGUAAUAAACACUCGAAAGGCAAUCUGAAACAUAAUAAUAAUAAAAACAAGAACAACGAUGAACCGAUCGAUAUAACCAAGGACGAAUUUGAACGUAUACGCGAGGCUCUCGGUAAGGAGGAAUUUCGCAAGCUCUUCUUUGAAUACGUCGACGAGAUUCAGGAUCCGGCGAAUCGUAAAAUCUACGAGGACGAGAUAACCCAAUUGGAAAAGGAGCGCGGAGUAGAGGUUACUUUUAUACAUCCUCAACCGGGUUUUGUGGUCAAGACAUCGAUCGACGGGGAACAGAAAUGUUUCAUCAAUAUAGCCGGCUCACCGGAAAUUGCUCGUCCCGAGAGCAAAUUGGACAUCAAUCCGGAUACCGGAGAUCGUGGUCUAAGUUGGUCCAUACCGAUGGCCCAAACGGCAUCGCGUGAUGAUUGCGAUGCAAAGAAUCAACAAUGCAAAGUCUUUGAUGUCGUAUUCCAUCCAGAUGCCCUGCAUUUGGGACAGAAGAAUUCGCAAUUCCGGAAAUGUCUGAUUGACACUGCGCUGGACGCUGUGGAGCGUGAAUAUGAGGUCAAUUUGGAUCGCACUAAUCUCAAAUAUCCAAAAUUGGAUUACAAGGGUAUUGCCCGUCCCACUGUGAUAAGGAAAUUGUCCAAGAAUCCCACGGACGAAGAGUUGGAGCCUCAUCCGCUGGAGCAUUCAUUUCCCACGAAACCGACUGCCGGCGAAGGCGAGCCAAAAGUAUUGCCCAUGAAAGUGCAAAAGGAGCAGCCAAAGGCUCCCAAAUUCACCGAACCCAAGUAUUCCAUUAAGUAUAGCCAUGAUGUGGAUCUGUCUGAAUAUACGAAUGAAUUAGAUGCCAAGCUCCAAGUGACCAAACCGCGAGCUCUAGUUGUAGAAAUUGAAUUGCCUUUGUUGCGUUCCACUGCCGAGUGUGAAUUGGAUGUGACCUCCAAGUCCAUCUAUCUGUUGAGUGAACGAGCCGGAGCCAAAUAUAGAUUGAAAUUGGAUUUACCCUAUACCGUGGAUGAUAAGUCCGGACGUGCCCGUUUCGAUACGGACAAGAGGCGUCUGAAUAUUCAUUUGCCGGUGAUCCGUUCAAAUGAGCCUAAUCUUCGCCUGCUUAGUCGUGAGGAUAGCGGCGUUGAGUUGCAUUCCAAUAGCGAAUCACCUGUAGAAGAGGAGGAAGAUGGCGAAGAUGAAAUCGAAGCGGAAGAGGAAGAGGAGGAAGUGAAGACGAAAGUAAAGCCAACUUCUAAUCCCCCGUCAUUCCUUAAGAGCUCUCUACACUAUCAAUUGCCCGGAAAAUUCGAUUGUAAUCUUUUGGAUAAUUGCAUGGCCUUCACUUUGCAUGUGGCCAAUGUACAACCAGAUUCCAUUGAAUAUGUCCAGGAGAAGAGAAGUCUUCAUUUACAAUUCGCAUCCAUGGGCAAUGGCUAUUAUCCCACUCAUUAUGCCUUCUAUGUGGCUUUGCCGGCCAAGGAAUCGCAACUAAUCAUUGAGAAUGUCGAGGCUGAAGCUUGGGAUAAUAAUGUGAUCCUAAAACUUGAUCUAAAUAAGUCUAGUGAAUCUAUCGAGAGUUAUCUAGCUGGUCUAGAUGAUCAGGAUUUGCAAGAUUAUGCCAUACAUGGUCAAUUCAAGGCCUUGAAGGAGGCUCCUGUCCAAGAGGACAAACCAGGGGACAUUCAAUUUAAGCGAAAUGAUCAAGAACCUUCUCUAGAAAUCACCGUAAGCGGUCUAAAUGCUGUGGAGCAGCAAGAACGCGAGGAAGGUGAGAUUGAGGAGGCGGAGGAGCAGCAGCAUAAGAAGUCCGCCUCUAAGAAGCAACGCGGUAAACGCAAUAAAAAGGAACGUUCCCUAUCCGAAUCCGCUUGUGUGUCUCUUCCCACAUCUGUGGAUAGCCAACCGAUGGCCACUUUGAAGCUGCCACAGCGCAAGCAGCGCAGCUUUUCCGAGUGCCAUGAGCAGCAGCAUCAUCAUCAUCGUGGAAUCUUAAAACGUUUCAGUCGCUACGAUGGCAACGAUAGUUGCUCCUCAAUAGACGACUGCUCAUCAUCCUAUCCCUGCUCGGUGGAGGCUUCACGUUCAUUCGGUGGCAUACCCGAGGAGGAUUCAUCGCUCUCUGAGAGCUGCAAGAAGACUGUUAGAUUUAAUGAUCACAUCAUGAAGCAAGUGUUCAGAUUGGACUCGAGCAUUUUGGGCCAACGCAAGAAGAACCAGAAGCGUCGCGAUUGCAAAUUGCGUGCUCAACAACGGCGUCUAAGUGAGGGCGAUUCGGCUGACUAUGAGGAGUCGACCGCCAACAAGACCCAAUAUUGCAAGUAUAACAAGAAGCAUCAUCAUCAUCAUGACAGCGGCUUGGAUUUGACUCGUCACAACAAAAAGCGAGAGCUGGCGGAAGAGGCGGAUAACAAGAACUCCCUAAUGUUUGAAAUGGACGACGAUGAUGAUGAUGAGGAUGAAGAUUUAAUCUAAGCAAUUUUCGUUCCUUUAUUUCAUUCAUCGUUUUGUCGUCUUACAAGAGGCAUGAUAUUUUUUUUUUUGAAACUACUUUUACACCAUAAACACACACACAUACA